AUGUCUACAAUUCAGGCAAUGAUAGAAAUACGAUAUUUUGUUUAUGAUUUAUAUAAUGAAAUAAAAGAUUUAAGCGAUACCAUUCAAAAGGUUGAAGAAUCGAACGAUACAUUAGUUCCUCCGGCUUUAACUUUAUGUAUAGAAAAAGAUCUAGAAUAUUAUUUCAGUGUCAAAGUCCACGGUAUUGAAACAGGAAAUGAUCAUAUAACCAAGUUUGAGUCUAAUGAUCCAAAUUUGACCAAGUAUGGACUUAAUGUUGCAAAAUGUUGGGCACGUAACAUAGUAAUAUAUUAA
Messenger RNA from Entrophospora candida, 294 nucleotides. The record is from the annotation of a GenBank genome assembly. NCBI's taxonomy places the organism in Eukaryota, Fungi, Glomeromycota, Glomeromycetes, Entrophosporales, Entrophosporaceae.